AUGUGGAUGUGGAAGAUCCAGGAACCAGUACCCUUCUCCUCCAAAGUCAAGAGCCUCGGCGUCAUCCUGGACAACACCCUCUCAUUCGCACCCCAUAUUCACAACAUCACCCGGACUGCAUUCUUCCACCUCCGCAACAUCGCCAGACUCCGCCCAUCUCUGACCCAAUCCAGCACUGAAAUCCUAGUUCACUCAUUUGUCACAUCACGCAUAGACUACUGCAACGCCCUCCUCACCGGACUCCCCACCAAACUCAUCAACAGACUGCAGAUCAUUCAGAACUCAGCCGCCCGGAUCAUCACCCGCACCAAAUCAUCUGACCACAUCACCCCUGUCCUCAUUCAACUUCACUGGCUCCCAGUACACUACCGUAUCCAAUACAAAACCCUACUCCUCACCUACAAAGCUCUCCACAACCUAGCCCCCAGUUAUCUCUGCGACCUCCUCCAAGAAUACACUCCCUCCCGCUCCCUCCGCUCAACCUCUGCUGGACUACUAUGUAUCCCCACAUCACGACUCACUACAAUGGGUGCCCGGUCAUUCAGCUGUUCAGCACCCAGGCUCUGGAACUCCCUCCCCCCACACAUAAAACAGUCAGACACCAUUACAACCUUCAAGUCACAACUCAAAACUCACCUGUUCAAACUCGCACACAACGUCUAACUGAUCACUGUUUUGAUUGUUUUUUUGUUUUUUUUGUUUUGAUUUGUCUUGUUUUUGUUUUUUUUAUUUCUUAUUGCUUAUGUUUAUUUAUUUAUUUAUUUAUUUUUUCCACAAUGUCUUGUUUUUUAAAAAAUGUAUGAUGACUAUAUGCUCUGUAAGGUGACCUUGGGUGUCUUGAAAGGCACCUCUAAA
Molecule: messenger RNA, 855 nt
Organism: Gadus macrocephalus (Pacific cod)
Lineage: Eukaryota; Metazoa; Chordata; Actinopteri; Gadiformes; Gadidae
Exons: 2
Coding region: 1-663 (220 amino acids)
Source: RefSeq, a predicted model, not a curated record